AUGAUUAAAGAUGAUAAAUCUACUCCAACAUCAAUUCCUCCUCUGAUUCCAACAAAGUUUGGAGCAUCACUGUUAUGCAACCAUUUGAAACCUCAAAGGGACCGAUGUAUAUCCAGUUAUCAUUAUCGAAUGCCAGACGGGUCGUGCAAUAAUCCGUACACUGGUGUCCUAAAAGGUGCUUCAUUAACAGCUCAGGCAAGGUUUGUGGAUCCAGAAUAUGGGGACCCUGAUAAUUUAGGAUAUAUUCCAAGAAUUUAUGGUAAAAAUGGAAAAUUGACAAGUCCAAGAGAAAUUUCGAAUGUGGUAUUGAGUACGACAAAAGAUUUUAGGUCCCCUAGAAGUACAAGAUACACUCUUACUUUAGUUCACUUUGCACAGUUUGUUGAUCAUGACGUCAUCAAAACGCCGGCAACUAAGAUUCCUGAUUCUACUCCUAAUGAUAUGUUCAAUGAACAGAAAAUAGAAGAUUGUGAUGAAGAUUGUGUUAAACCUAAAGAGCAUUGUUUUCCAUUUGAAAUUCCAGAUGAUCAUUUUCAGAACGAGUUUCGUACCAAAUGUAUGCACUUUGUGAGGAAUAAACCUGCCCCACCAGAUUGGUGUUUGCCAGGUCCAAGACAACAACUAAACGAACGAACUGCUUUCCUAGAUUUAUCGGCAACAUAUGGAAGCAGCCAGAUACGUGUUGAUGAACUACGGCAAUGGAAAGGAGGACGACUCAAUGCGAGCAAAGACGAUCUACUACCUGACGGCCCACCUGUUGGUGAUUGUCUACCAGAUCAAGUUUGUUUCAAUUCGGGGGAUUACAGAUUCCAGGAAAUUCCAAUGUUGACAGUCAUUCACAUCGUUUUCCUACGUGAACACAAUAGAAUAGCAGGAAUACUCAGUAAACUAAACCGUCAUUGGAACGACGAAAAACUGUUUCAGGAGUCCAAAAAAAUUCUGACUGGGAUAUACCAACAUAUUAUCUACAACGAAUUUUUGCCAUUGCUUGUAGGUAGAGACAUGGCAUAUGGUUCAAAUUUGAUCAGCUCAAAAACUGGUCAUCGUAAUUCUUUCAGUGCUUACGCUGACCCAAGUACUUUAAACGAAUUUGGAGCAGCUGCGUUUAGAUUUGGACAUUCUUUAGUUGGACGCCAUACUGGUUCGAUGGAUAGAAAUUUUAAAAUUAAAGCUUCUGAAGAAAUGAGACGAGAUUUUUUUAAUAACGACAAAAUGCGUGACUUAAACAUAUAUGGUCCAACUCGAAUGGGUCGAUGGAUGGCUGAAACACUGAUGCGAAAAAGAGACAGAUUUAUAUCGGACCAGAUUAGAAAUCAUUUGUUUGAAACAAAAUUUGAUGGCCCUAGUGAUGGAUUUGACCUUGCAUCACUUAAUAUACAGAGAGGAAGAGACCAUGGAAUUCCAGGUUAUAAUAAGCUAAGGAUGUACUGUGGUCUGUACCCAGCAAAUGUAUUUAACAUUGGACCCAUGGGAUUUCGUGAUCAUGAUUACGAGACAGUAAAGAAACUGUCACAAGUUUACAGGCAUCCCAAUGACGUAGAUUUAUUUGUUGGAGGGAUUACAGAAAAACCAAGCUACAAUGGUGACAUACUUGGCCCAACAUUCAAAUGUUUGAUAGCACAACAGUUUCAGAGGUACAAAGAAGGUGACCGAUUCUUUUACGAAAAUAAUUUCACCAACACCGGUUUUACAUUAGAUCAGAUAAAUGAGAUAAAGAAACAAACGUUUGCUGGUAUUUAUUGUCGGAGCCUUAAGUUGAAGUCCAUACAGCCAAAGAUUUUUGAAAAAGGAGGCACAAAUCGGAGACUACAUUGUGAUUCAGUUCCAUCACCAGAUCUUAAUCUUUGGAAGGAAAAAUAG
Messenger RNA from Mytilus californianus (California mussel), 1860 nucleotides. RefSeq names its product peroxidase-like protein. Gene Ontology annotation, molecular function: peroxidase activity; heme binding. The transcript has 11 exons. Lineage: Eukaryota; Metazoa; Mollusca; Bivalvia; Mytilida; Mytilidae. Gene Ontology annotation, biological process: response to oxidative stress. The coding region runs from base 1 to 1860 and encodes 619 amino acids. The record is from RefSeq and is a predicted model, not a curated record.